Messenger RNA from Aphanomyces invadans, 2396 nucleotides. RefSeq lists its product as hypothetical. Gene Ontology annotation, biological process: maturation of SSU-rRNA from tricistronic rRNA transcript (SSU-rRNA, 5.8S rRNA, LSU-rRNA). Gene Ontology annotation, cellular component: nucleolus; 90S preribosome; small-subunit processome. Bases 187 to 2280 code for a protein of 697 amino acids. The record is from RefSeq and is a predicted model, not a curated record. Gene Ontology annotation, molecular function: protein binding. The transcript has a single exon. Lineage: Eukaryota; Oomycota; Saprolegniomycetes; Saprolegniales; Verrucalvaceae.
GCUUAAGGGUUUAUUAACAGUAAAGUUCUGUGUUUUUUGUCUUUCGAGUUUGAGACAAGGGUUUGAAUUGGAAUGAUUCGAUUGGCUGAAACCUACCAAUCAGACGCUCCGAGUCUCGGCACCAAUGAUUUCGUCCCAAUUCCGGUAUGCUCCACUUGAAUCGUUGGCAUUACCGAGGCGGCGGACAUGUCGGGACUGGCCGCGCAGUCGUUGAAUGGCGUGAAAAUCUACAACUUGAGCGCUGGAAAGACGUUGCCGCAAUGGCUUGCUCAGAAGACGCGCAAAGCACUAUCCCGUGACGAAGACUACCGUCGUCGCCUGGAGCUGUUGCAGGACUUUCACUUUCCCGUGUCGUCGCAGCGAGUGACCAUGUCGCCUGACGGCCAUUACGUGAUCGCAUCCGGCACGUACCCACCGUCGAUCAAAGUGUACGACGUCCGAGACUUGAGUUUGAAGUUCGAACGGCGUCUGGACAGCGAAGUUGUGCGGCUCAUUUGUCUCUCGGAGGACUUUGGCAAACUUGCAUUACUCCAGUUGGACCGAUCCAUUGCGUUCCAUGCCCCGUACGGGACCCACACGUCCGUGCGCAUUCCCAAAGCCGGUCGUGACAUGGUGUAUCACCGCGGCAACUGCGACCUGUACGUGGGGGCGUCGGAUUCCGAGAUCUACCGCCUCAAUCUGGACCAAGGACAGUUUUUGGCUGGCCUGCAGACCGACAUGCCCGCAGUCAAUGUCGUACGAUUGAACCCCUUGCAUCAGCUUCUCGGGGCUGGUGGCGACAACGGUGUCGUCGAGAUGUGGGAUACGCGGAGUCAGACGCGGGCGGGGUCGCUCGCGGCGGCGACGACAGGCAUCACAGCUCUGGCCUACGAUGUCGAUGGGCUCACGUUUGCCGUUGGCACCCACACCGGCGAGGUCAAGCUAUACGAUCUGCGGUCGUCCACGCCUCUGCUAACCAAGACGCAUCAAUACGGGCUGCCCAUCGUGGACCUGGCGUUCCAUGAAGGCCCGUCCAAGCAAAUUCUGUCGUCGGACUCCAAGUGCAUCAAGAUUUGGGACAAGCACACUGGUUCGUUGUUUACGAACCUCGAAACGUCCGCCGAUAUCCGCGACGUGUGCGUGGUCCCAGGGAGCAAUGGCAUGUCCGGGGUCCUCAUGGUCGCCGGCGAGCAGGAACGGGUCAUGGCGUACUACAUCCCUGAGCUCGGUAUUGCGCCCAAGUGGUGCUCGUUCCUGGACAACUUGACGGAGGAGCUUGAGGAAGAAGCGACAACGACUGUAUAUGACGACUACAAGUUUGUGACACGGCAGGAGCUGCAGCAGCUCGGUCUGGAACACCUCAUGGGCACGCCGCUCUUAAAAGCGUACAUGCACGGUUUCUUCAUGGACGCCCGGCUGUACAGCAAGGUGCAUGCGGUCGCCGAGCCCUUGGCGUACGAUACGUAUCGUAAAGAAAAGAUCAAGCAAAAGUUGGAGGCGAAACAGGCCAACCGUAUCACGAUCCAGCGCCGCCUGCCCAAGGUCAACAAAGCGUAUGCGGAGCAACUGCUGGCCCAGCAAGCCAAGAAAGCGGCCAAGGGCGAGGCUGUGGCCAAUGACGCGGACCUAGCGACGAACCCGCUGGGCGACGACCGCUUUUCCAAACUCUUUUCGUCGGCCGACUUUUACGUUGACGAAGACAGCGACACGUACCGCGCGAUGCAUCCGAACGCGCAGUUUACCAAAAAGAAGCGCACGGACGACGUCGAUAGCGACAAUGACGAGGAUGAAGAUCGAUUCGAUUUGGUCGAGGACGAGAAGGAAGGCAAACCAAGCGAUGCCUCUUCUUCUUCCGAGGACGAUGCGAGCGACGACGAUGACGCGCCAUCGAGCCGCCCGCCUGCAAAAAAGGUUGUGAAAGCGCCCAAGUUUUUUGAACUCGCCAAGGGCGAAUCCAUCAAGAACGUCGUCGGGUUCGGGUCGGCCGCCGACCGCGCCGCACAGAAGGAGCGACGUCACUUGAGUAAACUUCCCCUGGCCGAACGUGUCAAGCUCGAACGUGUCAAGGGACGAGAGCGCAGCGUCAUGAAAAAGCUCGAUGACAACGGAUCCUCCGGCAUGGUGCGUGAAAUGAGCUAUAUUCCGCAGAGCCACACCAAGCGCGUGCCACGUGGCCCGGACUCGUCCAACAUGGCCCGGAAGAAGCGUGGCGUCCAAGAUCUAAAGUUCAAGGCCGAACACCGAAGGCCGUCGGGUGGCCGAGGCGGCCGAGGCGGACGUGGCGGUCGAGGUCGGGGAUAGGAAACAGGCAUUUCAAGUUAAGAUUAGAACGAACACACACCCAAACACGUGUUGAGUGGAAGACCUGCGGGUGUGGAAUAUCUGUGGGAAUGCGCGUCAACUCGAGUGGCGACACU